This is a messenger RNA of Chaetomium strumarium, 1929 nucleotides long. RefSeq lists its product as uncharacterized. The coding region runs from base 1 to 1929 and encodes 642 amino acids. Lineage: Eukaryota; Fungi; Ascomycota; Sordariomycetes; Sordariales; Chaetomiaceae. The transcript has 7 exons. The record is from RefSeq and is a predicted model, not a curated record.
AUGGGGCCGCCGCAAAUCGAACAUGUGCUCCUACAAAGUCCACAGCAGGGCGGCGCAUGUGGAGAGUGUCGGGAGCAUUUUUCACAGCUCGACCACUACGCCAUGAAGAGUUUCGUGGCAACGUCGGGUACCGUUGCCGGGUUGACCUACAUCCUGAACUGGCUCAGAGCAAGCCAUGGCGAUGGCCCAAUGGCGUUCCCUCAACCGACCCCAGUUCUGCGGCACCAAACAGCUACCGGCAUUGCUCCAAACACAUCCCGAUUGCGCUUCACGUUGCUGACCGGCCUCGGCUCCGGGAAGGCCGGUCUGUUUUGCACGUCUGCCGGUCGACAGCCGGUUGUCAGGCGGUCUCGCGAUGCCACGGGAUCGCGCCAUUGGCCGCCGGAACAGCCGCCCUCGCGGGAUUCAUCAGAUGAACUAAAAUGCGGCACUGGCACUGUCAACGACCACACCGGUGGUCACAAAGUCGGCUUUCGAAGUUCGCUUCCGGGCUGCGGGUGUGGCGACGAUGAUUUCUUCGCUCUCCGUCACGAGGAGAAACAAGUCACCAUGAGCGCGCACACGUCGUUGGGAGGGGGUUCACCGGGCGGGACCGGGGGUUCUCUUGGUGGUGAGGGCUGCGGCGGGACUCGGAUCCCGCAGAUCGUCGUCGAGAAAGCCUCUUCGGGGGCUUGCUCCGACGUUUCUUCCGCGGGGUCUCCGGGCCCGGCUCGGGGCGCACUUCUCCUCCCGCCGCUGAGACCCCCGCCGGUGGCCCCCAGGCCAUUCAAGUUCACCACCUCGUCCCGGGCCGACGAGGAAAGAGACGGUCCCGGUGCUGCCAGAGGCGUCCCGCCCUCUGCCACCGAGCCGUCGCAGCACAGCCAGCACGGCAUGGGCAUCGGCGUGCGGCGCAUCCCCGCAUCGCGCACGGAGGCGGCCCGGCACGGCGGCAUCUGGGAUGACAGGUUUAUCCCUGUCACCCAGCUGGCGCCCUCUGCCGGGCCCCUUCCGGCGUCGCAGACCGCCGGGCUGCUCAACCCGCUGCGGAUGCACCCGACGACGCUCUCCCGGUCUCCGUCGACGCCCCUCCCCGCCGGCGAAGAGGAUCCCGCGGCGGGGGUGCGCCUUCACGGUCACCCCCCGCUCGUGGACCGCAAGGUCCUCGAGAAGACGCAGCAGAUGCUGGCCGCGCACCAGGCCCUCAAGGGGGAGGGCCAGCCCGCGGCUGCCUCCCUGCGCCCACGCCCCGGCCCCAGCCCCGCCGACGACCCUCCAAGGGGCCUUCUCCGGAAGGUCUCCUCCUUCUUCUCCUUCAAGAAGAAGAAGGAUGCGCUGGCCCCCUCCUUCUCCUCCUCCUCCAUUAAGAGGCACGAGAUCCGCCACCUGACCGGUUCUCUGUCGUCUCUGGAGCUGUUGCCGCCCGCCCCUGUCCCUGCCUGUGCCCGUGCCCGUGUGCGCGACACCCAGAUCCGCGUCAACGAGGCCGACAACGUCCAAAAGCGCGAGAAGGCGCUCAAGGUGCUGGGCGAGACUCCCCAGCUCGUCGCUCCGGUUCUGGCGCCCCAUCAGAAGACUACUACUCCUCCUACUAGUACUAGUCCCGCCGAGCCCAACGACACCAUGUCUUCCUCCGUCCUCUCGCCUGCGCCACCGCCGCAGCCACCGACCGGCUCGCAAAAGCAACACGGCGAGAAUGGUGUGGAAAAGAAGCCGCCGGCCACACCGGGCAUUGCCAAGACUGCGGCUCCGGCCGCAGAAACAGAAGGGGAUCCGUUUAUCUCGGGCCCGUCGCCCCGGCCCACCGACUUUGAGAAGCGGCUCCAAGCCACCGCUGCUGCCGCCACCUCCUCCUCUGCCUCCUCCUCGAUCGUCUCUGUUCCCCAGGACUCGUCGGCCCCGAUAGCUGCUGGGCAAUUCCCUGAGUAUCCGCCUCCCGGGUGGAUCUAG